AUGUCGCUCAUUCAUCAUGUCUCCUCUAUUGAGGGAAUUGACCGUUAUCAACAGAGCGGAAUUCCCGAAGAGUUUACGCCUAUUGCCCUCACACUCAGCUACGACGUCCUCCCGGCACGUAGUCGUCCAGCUUCGGUUGAAGAACAACCGCCAGAAACGCCUGCAUACGAGGUUUCUGCUGUGAAAAGAUUGGCCCAGGUAAUUUUCACAGUUCUUGCGUGCUGGGUCGCGUCGGGUAUUCUAUUUGGAUAUGCCGCGCUGAAGCCGGUCCUGGUGGAGGAGGGGGUGUACCACGACCAGUGCACCCAUAGCGAGCUUAGAGAAGGGGUUACGCUUUGUGUUCAGCAGGACUUGAGGCUCAAUCUAUGUUUCACUAUUGCCUCCAUCACCGCAAACGUCUCGGCACUCCCUGUUGGGACGAUCCUAGAUAACUACGGAUCGCGACUUUGCGGUGUGAUUGGCAGCGUGUUUCUUGCUGUCGGAAGCUUAUUGAUGUCAGCCUCAUUCCUCUGGCCAGGUUUCAAUGGACUCAUCGCGGGCAACAUUUUUCUAGCAUUCGGCGGAACUUUUGUCUUCCUUCCGUCGUUCCAAAUCGCGAACGCCUUUCCACGGCAUGCCGGUCUUAUCGUCGCGCUUGUGACGGGUUCGUUCGAUGCCUCAGCCGCGGUUUUCCUCAUCUACCGGCUUGUCUACGAAGCAUCAGCCCGAACAUUCUCACCUGAGAAGUUUUUCCUCAGUUACCUAGCCGUCCCCGUGCUGAUUUGCCUGGCAUUUUUCUCAUUCAUGCCAAAGCAAGAUUAUUAUUCAGCACUCACAUUGGAAAAUCAGGUUGAAAGGGCCGAGGAUGCAAGCCGCGACGCCCACGAGUCUGAUUACGAGAUCGAAACCGACCGGGAAGUACGACAUGUACGCAGUAAACGUGCCCUGCGUCGGCAAAAGAUCAUUGAUAAUAUCAAUCGUGUCCUCGGCGACGAGGGUGAGCGACAGCAACGAGCUGAGCGCGAGGAAGAUCGGCAGCAGGCAAGCCAAGUCUGGGGCAUAUUACAUGGACUGCCGGCGCACAAGCAGAUGGUGUCCCCGUGGUUUAUUUUAAUUACCCUGAUGACCAUCAUUCAGAUGCUGCGCAUGAAUUACUUCAUUGCAACCAUCCGAGCGCAGUACGAGUACAUGAUCGGCUCAGUCGAUGACGCUGAACGAAUCAACAACUUCUUCGAUGUCGCCCUACCCAUCGGCGGUAUUCUGUUCACCCCAGUUAUUGGCGUGUUGCUCGAUCGUCUUAGUGUACCAGCGACGUUAAGCCUUAUCGUGGCACUCACAACAAUGACUGGUGUCUUGAAUUCUAUCCCUUCCACAUGGGCGGGCUACUUGACUGUCAUACUCUUCGUCCUGCUACGCCCGCUGUAUUAUUCAGCAAUGUCUGACUACGCGACGAAAGUAUUCGGCUUCGCGACAUUCGGUAGGGUUUACGGCACCAUCAUUUGCCUGUCCGGACUAGUCAACUUCUCCCAGUACUGGCUAGACUCACUUACUCACAGCGCUUUUGAAGGGAACCCGGUUCCGAUCAAUGUGGGGUUGGUAAUUGCCGGGUUCGUAGUCGGCCUUGCACUUGUCGGGUUUGUUACAUUUGCGGGUCGACGGUUCAGACCCGAGGAUAGCGGUCAGGCCGAGAGGGAGCCACUGCUAGUGGAGGAACGUGAGAGAUGA
This is a messenger RNA of Penicillium argentinense, 1704 nucleotides long. RefSeq names its product putative MFS transporter. The coding region runs from base 1 to 1704 and encodes 567 amino acids. Lineage: Eukaryota; Fungi; Ascomycota; Eurotiomycetes; Eurotiales; Aspergillaceae. The record is from RefSeq and is a predicted model, not a curated record. Gene Ontology annotation, cellular component: fungal-type vacuole membrane. Gene Ontology annotation, molecular function: transmembrane transporter activity. The transcript has 4 exons. Gene Ontology annotation, biological process: transmembrane transport.